CCGCAGGAGGACGGUAGGGUCGACAGUCGCAUGCUAUCUGAGUACAAAUCGGGAUUGGUUGACGGUUCUCUCGUAAGCCCCACCUACCAGGUGGUCGUUCGAAAGUGUAGUUGUGUAGUUCCUUACGGCGAAACGACGGGCGCUGCUCUCUCUUCACAUAUCCAAUCGCGAGAAAAUCUGAAAUGAGACGUAUCGGUGCGCUAAUAUGUGACGGUUGAGAGAAAACGAGGACCAGGAACGUGUGAGAGGGUGGUUUACGCGCGGGUGCUACCACUUUCGAAGCGUGACGAGGAAAACGGACCGCGUAAAGAAGUGGCAAAGGUGGAGGUCGUGAAAAAGAUACGCGUCGAAAAACGAAAGAAAACGCGUGUGUGCCAGAGCUACGUGCAAGAGAAUCCUCUAUUUCGGGGGGGGGUUGUAUGUCUUUCUCUCUCUCUCUCUUUUUGUCUCUCUACCUUCUUUUUUUUCUUUCUUUCUGUUUCUCUCCGUCUUUACUCGAUUUGUUCCGAGUGAAAGUAUCGUUGCGGCAAGUGUUUUCUCACCGCGUAGUAUGCGCUGUUUCGUAUUGCGGGGUAAUAAGUAAAGGUAAAAAAAGUGCUUCGUUUAACCAACAAGGACGUCAGCUGUGUGCGCUUUUACGAGGGGGACGUGUGCGAGAGAGAACCCACUGUUGAGAGACAGAGAAAUGGCGGCGCUGGUGGCAGGUGUCCAGUAUGGUUUGUCGUCGCACAGUAAUUUUCACGAAAACAAGUCCCUGAUCUUCGUGAAACUCACCGACUCGGCACAACGUGCCAUCGAGGACUUCCUCAGGAAUCGGAACAAGACCAGCCAGAACCCUACUAUACAGUUCCUAGGAAACGAAGGGCAACUCUCCUUUCCAUCUACGCAAUCCAACCAUGGAUCAGCCGGCUUUACGUUCAGUCUUUCUGGCAAUCAAGACAUCGAGGGUCCUCAGGGUGGUUUCGAAUGCAUCCAACAAACGGGCCCUAAAAGCCUGGAGAGUCUUGGCGCAUUGCCGUGCAAAAUGCGGAUACAGGCGAACGACGACGUGUACGAGACAACCAGGCAUCGGAUGGCCGUCGCCGAGGAGAAUAACAAGAACAAAUGCACAAGGGUUAUCAAGGCAAACGGACCGGACAUCGGACGCAAGGUGAAGGUGAAAGCGACCGGAAGGACAAUACCGUCACCAUCGAAUUCGAGGCAUCGGGAAUCGACGAGCAUUCCAACUUCCGGCAGUCAGCCCAGACUGUCUUCCUCUUACAAAUCGGUCACCAACAAUCUGCCGCCAGCCCGGAAUCAGCCGGAGAAAAAAGUCUCUGACAUUAUGCGUAGACCGUUAAAGGAAAGACUUAUUCAUCUCCUGGCUCUGAGGCCAUACAAGAAACCUGAAUUGUAUGAUCGCAUAAACCGUGAGGGUAUAAAGGAUCGAGAACGCAACGUUAUGACGACAAUUCUGAAGCAAGUAGCUUUCAUGAGGGAUAAUACGUAUCAUCUGCACAGAUACGUCUGGAACGAUGUGCAAGAAGACUGGCCUUAUUAUACAGAACAAGAGAAGGCGAUGUUGAAAAGAAGAAAACCUCAAAAUCUUACGCCUCCUGGUUCUAGCGAUGGUGGAUCCAGCGGUAGCGGACAAUCACCAAAUUCCACUCAUCCAGGUUCACCGCCAGCGAUCACAGCGCCGCCGCCAUCUUUGUUGAGCAACAAACGACCGGGCUACUAUCAGGGUAACGAUGGACUGCCAACAAAGAGACCGCGAAUAUCCCAUUACAAGAAGCCAGAGCCGAAUUCCGGAUCGUCGAACGCAGGGGAGAAUGGAAGGACGGCUGGUAGUGGUGGUAGUAGUAACAGUGUUAGUGUUGUUUCCGGUGGAGCCGGUGGUAGUAGUGCUAAUGGUGGCAGUGGUGGUAGCAGCGGUGGUGUGGUUGACAGCUGGGACCAGAGGCAGCAUCAACGUGAUCGUCGUGGCGAUUAUCGGCCUGAAAGAACAACGAACAGUGAUGUGCUUCGCGGCGGCAGCUACGGCACAGGAAAACCGUGCUUGACGCCUACCAGUGACAGUGAAGAGACCAACCAGCCCGGUCAUCGGGAUGGAAUCAUCGCGAACACCGGCACGUCCGGGAACAACGCCACUAGCAACGUGACCACCGGCCAUAAUUCUCAUAAUAGUGUAGCCCAUAGUAAUUCUUUGAGCGCCAGUCGUCAUCAUCAUGCCGGCAAGUCGGCAACGCUUGGUGCCGAUGGAAAUGCUGUACCGGCAGUGGAUUACGUGGGGCGUUCUAUGCCAAGUGCCGUGAGUGAUGGUGGUAGUGCAGGUAGUUACAGUGGUAGUUCGAAUGGAAUACUCGCCGACAGGAGAGACAGAAGCGACAGGAACGACAGGGGUCGUGCUGGCGAUCGGGAUCGUGACUCGAGGAAAAAGAGCAACGGGACAGGCAGUAAUUCCUACAACGAUCUAUCCGCUCCCGAUUACGCCGCCAAUGGAGAUAACACCGUCACUACUUCCUCUUGCGGUCUUGAUCUACCGGAGAGUCCUAAAUCGUCGGAGUACCCGGACUACCUCACGUAUUACACGACAAUAAGCAGCGCGGAACAGAGAAGACGUUACAAGGCAGAAUUCAAUGCGGACUAUGAAGAGUAUCGAAGGUUACAUGCUCAAGUAGCGGAAGUAUCUAGACAUUUCACGCAGCUUCAAGACCGUUUGAGACAGGAAGAGGCCUCUGCAAAUUGGGAUGAAUACGAGGAAAUAAGGCGGCAAAUUCUGCAGGAAUAUGAUGAGACUAAACGGGAUCCUGUACAUACAGAAACGAAACGUCGAUUUCAUUACCUACAUGAAAAGCUUAGCCAUAUCAAGCGGCUGGUACUGGAGUACGAUACGCAGAAUUGUGGCGGCAACAUAAUGACAAGUAGCAGCAACGCCGAUGGUAGCAACGAAAUCAAGGAAAUGGGCAGUUUGCACUACUGACACAAACUGAAAAGGCCGCCUUUUAUUUUCUACCUUUUCUCGGUUGUCGGUACGCUACUGUCUUCGUUGUCGCAGAAUUUGCAUUUUCUCGGCAUGUUCCAAGGCUGAUCUAAACGGUCCACAUGGUUCCUGGGUUCUAUCGCCGAAAACAAAGUCAAGUACUCUCUGAGUCGGGGUUGCAGGAAGAUAUAAUUCACACAUCACAGGAAAGAACCUUCAAGCUGUUGUUAAAAUUUGCGAAAGUCAAAGAUUUCUCUUCUAUAACUGAUUUGUGCGCGCGACUGUGAUGAUCUCCUCGAUCUAUGCCGUUGUGUGAUCGCGAGCGGUCGUUGUGAUACGCUUGCGUGCUACUUUUUAACCAAUGGUAAUCACAUCGAUGAAGGGGCUUUUUUAACGACAAUCGUUACGUUUCGAAGGAGAAGAAAAAAGGAAACAAAAUAAAAAGAAAAAAUAAAAAAAAAACAGAAAUCCAUCCGAAGAGAGAGAAAACAAUGAGGAAAAAGGGCAUUUGCGGAGAGCCAGGUAUAAAUGCGCGAACUGAAAGUACGCAGAGACGUUUUUCUUGAAGAACUUUGUCCUUCAAUAAGAGACAGGGAAAAGAAUAAUAGGAAAAGGCGAAAAAAGAAGACAAUUAAGAAAGCAGUAAUUAACUCUAUAUAAUUAGUUACUUACCGUGCGCACGUCCAAGUGUGUCGUCCAGUUUAAGAGUACGUUAGAUUAAAAAAAAUACCACAAUGCGAAUGCGAGAAGAGGGUCCAAAAGGUAGUAAGGGCUUAUCACGUGCCACGUCCGGAGGAGACUAUAUUUCUUUUUUCUGCCGGAAGGAAAAAAGAGGAAGACUAGCACAGACUGUCCACGAGCUGCCGUGAAUCGUAUAUAAGAUCUGCUGUUCGCCAUUUUCUUUCUUUCUUUCUUUUUGUUCUCUUUUUUCUUUCCGUUUCUCUUUAUUUUUUCCUUUCUUUCUAUUUUAUCUUUGCUCGUUGUCUCGCUGGAGAAGGAGCAAAGCGGUAUUAUUCAUAUUUUUCUGCUAAGAGAGAGAGAGACCAUUUACGCUUCGCAAACCUAAAACGAUUCUUUGUUACUUCUUCGUUCCUUUUUUUCUUCACCACACGGCCCGCUCAUUAAGCCGCGGACAUAGCCGCUGUAUCUUGACUUAGUGAAAAAGAACAUGGCACAACUUGGGAAUCGAUCUUGCAACAAUGGAAAUGAAAUUGAAAAAAUUAAAAAACAUAAUAAAGAAAGGAAGGACGAGAAUACGUUAAGCACUCUUUUUAGAAAUACCUGCCAUAAAGUGAUAUAGCCAAGCGAAUCAAUCGAUCGCGUGCAAUUAACUAUGGCCGCACUUUGCGCUUCGAAAAUCCAUGAAAGAAGCAGGACUGAGAUUAGAAAAUGAAAAUAACAAAAAAUGAAAUGGGCCCCCUGCCCCUUCCAAAUCACGCGAUCGCUCGUAGUGGUUCCGGUUGUGUAUAUCGUACGCUAGGGUAGAUCCGUUUUAUACGAUUUCGAAACUUGUUAGUCAUUGAAAAGGAGAAUGCUCAGCGCCAUUGUCGAUACAAUAAAACAUUUCACACGCAGCAAGAUAAAAAUACAAAAAAAAGAAAAAAGAAAAAGGAUGUAAAUGAGUAAGAAGAAUGGUAAAAUCGAAAUAUUAAAACGAACAGGUUUCAUAUAGUAAUUAUUAAUCGUCGUCGGCGAUAAAUAUAGUAUACAAUGUGUUGUACAGUGUGCGCCACUUUAUUACGCGUACGAAUGAAUACCUUCUUCGUGUAAUUAUUAUUAUUAUUAUUAUUGUGACGAUAAAUACUAUUAAUAUAAUUAUCGAUGCUAUUGCUAUUAUUAUUGUUCGGAUAGUUAGGCAGAUAGAUACGACGCGAAAUGUUCGUUAGAGGACCUAAGGUUACGGAACGAAGGAAGCAAAAACGAUGUUAGGUAUAUCGAGCCGAUGUUUUCCAUUGAAUGUGUAACGAAAGUUUAUAAUGUUAAUGUUUCCAAUGUCUUUUAUCUGUUUAGUAUAUAUUAUUUCGAACGCAUAAGUACGUAGGAGAAAUUUUGAAUAGCAAUUUUAAAUAUGUUCUUUGACGCUAUUGCCCUUUUAGAUUAUACCUUUUGGUUUUUUCUUUCGUUUUUUCUUUCUUUUUUUUCUUUCUCCUCUUAAAUCAGCGCGAAAUUGCCUUUUAAAUUUGUUUUAAAAGACGAGAUAAGCGUCUUUCUGUGUCGCGUUAUUUUGUUUCACAUUCAAUAAGCAUUUGCAGCUACUUGUGAGUGUUUUGUGAUAGGCAAUUGAAGGAGGUGAGAGACGAUGAUAACGAGAAAAAGGACUUGUAUUAAAAGGGCUCGUAUUGAUUCAGUAUACUGCGUAUAUAUCGUCAUUUAUAUGAAUGAAGCAUCGCAUGAUACUGAUGAACCUAUAAAAAUUUGAAUAUUAGCAUAUAGGGUUUUACACUCUUAUGAGAUACGCGAAUUGAUUUUCUUCUAUGUGGUCGAUUAUUUUAAAACACGAGAAACAUUG
Messenger RNA from Eufriesea mexicana, 5471 nucleotides. RefSeq names its product Suppressor of Triplolethal (gene Su(Tpl)). Bases 686 to 2962 code for a protein of 758 amino acids. Gene Ontology annotation, molecular function: cis-regulatory region sequence-specific DNA binding. The record is from RefSeq and is a predicted model, not a curated record. Lineage: Eukaryota; Metazoa; Arthropoda; Insecta; Hymenoptera; Apidae. Gene Ontology annotation, cellular component: transcription elongation factor complex. Gene Ontology annotation, biological process: transcription elongation by RNA polymerase II; positive regulation of transcription elongation by RNA polymerase II; snRNA transcription by RNA polymerase II. The transcript is spliced from 10 exons.